This is a messenger RNA of Chelmon rostratus (copperband butterflyfish), 2876 nucleotides long. RefSeq names its product cell wall protein DAN4-like. Bases 467 to 1924 code for a protein of 485 amino acids. Lineage: Eukaryota; Metazoa; Chordata; Actinopteri; Chaetodontiformes; Chaetodontidae. The transcript is spliced from 3 exons. The record is from RefSeq and is a predicted model, not a curated record. Gene Ontology annotation, biological process: leukocyte tethering or rolling; hemopoiesis. Gene Ontology annotation, cellular component: plasma membrane.
CAAAUGUGGCAGUCCAAGUUUCAUAUCUUGAAGCCAGGGCUCCAAAUCAGACAUCAUGCCGCCACAAAUUCACCCCAUGGACGUGAUUGAUCUCAUGGAUUAAUGUCCUCCUGCAGCUGAUGCACUGUCACUGUGGUCUACCAUCAGUGCCUUGAAGUGCCCGAGUUGUUCAAAUCUUAGACAGAAGUGUGAUCAGAAGUGAACAUGUGAGAAAGACCUGGUUGCAGAACUGAGCAUUUCCUGCUGCUUCUUAUGUAUUAGUAGUCAGAGCAUCAGGACACGCAGAGCGAAGUUCAGCAGCACCUGAGCUCUCCUCGGCUUCCCAUCAGAAAGCAGUGCUACACCCAGCAUGUCAGCGCUCGGAGGAUGUCGUCCCAGAAAGGCUGAAAUGAGCUGAAGUCAACGUGUACCAGAUAUUUGCGCUCACAUCCGUCAGCUCUGCACAAGCAAGGUCUUUUGAACAACAAUGUUGCCGCUCAGCGUGAAGAUGUAUCUGGCUCUGCUAUGGGGAACGUUUGUUUUGUUUUCUGUGGAGUCCAUGGGCACUCCCAUCCCAGACCCCAGCAUGAACUCAACCGCUGGACCCAGCGAGACGUCCGAGCCGCCGAUCAGUGCACAUGUAGCUCAUAAUGAAGCGGGGACGCAGCCUGGGGCCUGGUAUCCAACUCACAAACCUGCAAAAGCGAGUGUUUCUGCAACAGCUCAGACCACUGUUCCACCCGCAGUGGAAACAGAGGAGGGGGCCGUCACUCAUAGCAGUGACAGCUCAUAUGACAGCAUGACUGCUUUGGUGGCCACGAACGCUGCAGCAGCGACUGCAGGUCCACGGCUGCUUCACACGGCCACAGCAGUGACCACAGCAGCAGGUGAAGCAAGACCUUCCAACAGCAUGACGAUCUCAGGAACAGCAACACCCGCUGAGGGUCAGUUCCAUCAGCAGUCAGCCACCACCUCUAAUGCAACAACCUCUGCAGCAUCUUUAACAACAGAGUCUUCGUCGUGGCCUACGUCCACCACUCAGCCUGCAGAGGGUCAGUUCCAUCAGCAAUCAGCCACCACCUCUAAUGCAACAACCUCUGCAGCAUCUUUAACAACAGAGUCUCCGUCGCGGCCUACGUCCACCACUCAGCCUGAAGCUACGUCCAAAUUAUCUUCCGCCGCCUCCCCCGCUCAUCCUACUCAGACUUCAGCCUUCAUCGAGAACCUCAGCAGUCCCUCAGCUUCUCCUGCGUCCGCAGUGACGGCGAACUCCACCUCUGAGGCAGCACUUGUGUUCGACCCCACAGCUUCGCCUGUCACAACGAGUGAGACGUCCGCCACCAGCACUCAACAUUCAGCUAUGUCUCAGCACGCUUCUGUUCCAACAAUCCGCAUCUCCACGUUGGGGUUUACUGACCCAGGAGGGUCGAGGUCUACCGCCGAGCCUCCUGCUAUCUCGUCCUCAACUGAUCCUGCCAACACCACCCCCAUCUCCACCAGUCCCACAGGAAUCUUCAUCCCUCAUGUGCCCAAGAGGUUGCCGAUCCCAACGGCCAAAUCAACUCCGGCAACUGCAGCAACGCCGCGUGAAGUCUCAAAGAGCCCCCCCAGCGGUGAUGUCCAACCCUGCUCCACCCGGGGCGUGGUGAAACACUGCCUCAUCGCCAUCGCCUCCCUGGCUGGGUUGGCCACCAUCUUCAUGGUUUCUACCAUCAUCCUCUGCACCAAACUUUCAGCAAGGAAGUACAAGGUGAAACCCCAGCCGGCCACAGAGAUGAUGUGCAUCUCUGCCCUGCUGCCGGAGAGGAUUUACACCUACUCGAGACAACGCAGCCCAGUGACUAACGGAGUGCUGGUGAUGCAUGGCGGUGGAGACAGCGACGAGGAGGGUGGAGAUAACCUCACUCUCAGCAGCUUCCUUCCAGAAAAUGAACGUUCUGUUUAGACAUCAUCAGACCUCAGAUUGGACUGAUCUGUCUGAUGUCAGUGAUGUGGAAACAGUUGCUGUUUGAAUAAACUCGUACUUCCCUUUUGAUGUCUGCGGUUCGGCUUCGCUGCACGCCCUAUUCUUGCGAAGGAAAAGAAACCACACACACACGCUGCCUGUUCAUGUCCCUUGAACCGUAUCUGCCAUUUGCAGUUGGUAAGCUCGGGUCAUCAAAUGUGUAUUUUAGGCAAGAGCCAAGAUUUUUUUGCAUAACUUUACACUUGCCCUCCGCCGGAGACUUUAAGCCCGGGUCGGGAGAGUGAUCAAAGAUUUCUUUUUUUGAAACAUCCUGAGCUGAGCCCUGAUGGUGUUUCACUUAGCGACGGGGGGACAGGAAGCCUCGUUUUGUCAAGGGAUUACUGUUCUUCACAGACGCUGCACAGUUUACAAGCGCUAUUCUGGCAGCACUGAGGCUUAAUUGUAUGAAUGCUGUAAUUUGAUGAAGUGUAAACUUGAUGUGACCCUUUUUAAGUGGGUGUUGGUGUAGAGAUGGAGUUUCUUUAUUGUGAUAAUUUAUUAAACGAAUGCUUUGUUGUACAGGUCUGUUGCUGUCUAAUCAUUUCUGGAAAGAACCAUGUGAUUUUGUGUUGGCUGCAGUAGCUCAGCACUGAAUUGGAAUUGAUUAUCUGGUAAUUUAGCAGCUGAACACAUUGUGUAUUUAAUGAACACCCUCUAAGGAAAUGAUGGGAAAACGCUUAGACCUUACAGACCUGUAAAGCAAAGGUUUCUCUAGCUGUAUUGACCCUGACAUUUAAAAUGAGAACAUGUUUUGAGUCAUUCAGAUAAACUUUGUGCUGUUUAACAUAAGAGCUCAGGAGACGAAGGAGUUCUUGUUAUGUGUCUUUAAAUGGUUAAAAGUCAUAAUAAAACUGAUCGCUCAGUGGACUUAGACAGUUCCCUUGUUUAUGAA